Hylaeus volcanicus is the source of this 4547-nucleotide messenger RNA. RefSeq lists its product as uncharacterized. Bases 501 to 902 code for a protein of 133 amino acids. The transcript is spliced from 3 exons. Lineage: Eukaryota; Metazoa; Arthropoda; Insecta; Hymenoptera; Colletidae. The record is from RefSeq and is a predicted model, not a curated record.
GUCUCCUCAUUCUAUACGAGGCGUCAGUCUAUGUAUAAAGUCGGAAGAAGGAACGUGGAAUCCGCGAAACCCACCUAGAACCUCGUAUAUUGCUCAAACGGCGAUAGGAGCACGCGUCCACUCGCUCGAAUUCCAUUCGCAGGCCUAACCGUGCGGUACUUCCACUGACCAGCUCGCGAGUCCUCGUGAGAGUCAUCCUUGAACACGCGUUCCUGGUCGAGCCACUGCGCGGGUCUAUCCCGCCUUCAGGUUCGAGACAUCUCUUGUGUCCUUCGUUCCACGAAGAUCACCACGACCGAAGUCAUCCGUAACCGUCGACACACGGUGGCUUGCCCUAGAAGAAAAUAACGGAGACGUGUCAACCGAGGAAAACGAGAGAAGACCACUUGGUGGAAGAAGAUACUCACGAGGAAAGGCUGCGUUUUCUCGUCCUUCAGCGCGUUGUCCUAGGAUCCUUCGAACCGAGUAUCGAGUCGACAGCAAUCCGCACGACAUCGAAAAUGGUGAAAUUAGUUGUGACGUUACUUGCUGUCUUCUGCAUCGUGAACUUCGUCGACAGCGCGGCUGUCAAAUCGGAGGAGUUUGCCGAGCAACUUCGUCGUAUCGUCCACGACGCCUAUCCAGACAACCUGAGGAUCCAAAGGGCGACAGAAAGCGGAAGGGACAGUUCUAAACGCAACUGCUAUGACACCCCGUGCGGCUGGAAUGCUUAUAAUCCCCAAACUCGUCAGACCACGAUCUUUAUGCCAAACACGUGCAAGUGCCCAGACGAGACAUACAAAUGUGUCCGGACGGGGGAGAACGUGUCGAUGGGGGCUUACGUAUAUCACUGCCGCCAAAACGUAACAGCGACAUUAAACUAUGAUUCGCCCUACGAUAUGGACUCGGAUUACCUCAGUUAAAACGCGCGCCCAUCGUCAAUGGCGACAUUGGCAACUAUAUCUCACACCGUCGAACGAACCGAUUCCUACUUACCUCCUGGUCUCGGGAACGGAGAUUACUCGCUCUUUAUUGGUCGGUAUUUCACUCGAAAUAUUUCCUCUUCCACCAUCUCCUCGCGCCAUUCGUUUACGGGAAAAAUGGCCAAUAACGAUGCAAACAGUCAGUGCACUGCGCCGGUAAUCCCGGCGAACAGGAAAUGUAACCUAUUAAACAACGAAUCACGAUUAGUGACGAUGUAUUAACACCCUUCGAAUACCAUCAAUACUAAACAUUACUAUCGCUGAAUACUAACAUCGCAUAAUAUCAAAAUUCUCUCAUUCUUACCAACAUUUUUUCCAUACCGGCAUUUUUGCAGCGAACACUGAUCGAUACCAACACUGCAAGGCUUCAUCGAUACUAUCGUAAAUGUAUCAAAAAGAAUCGGUAUGGAAUAAUCAGUUGCAAACACAACUACGAAGUAAUUACUUUCACCGAUUACACAUGUCGAUUGAUUUUUGAUCAUUUACAACGGUGUCUAUGCUUACUUGACACAGUAUUGAUGUCGAUCAGCGUUCCCUCCAAAACUAUCUCUGCCGAAAGUCAAUACCAAUUGAAAUUUGCAUAGAUUCAGUUACCUUUUGGUUAAUAUUUUGAUAUCGAAUAACUUGAGUCAUUAAUAUACAGGGUGUUCCAAAAAUGUUGCAACACCUUGAAAGGAGUGGUUCGGGAGGUGAUUUGAAACAACUUUUUCCUUGGCGAAAAUGUUGUCCGAGGCUUCGUUAAGGAGAUAUUAACGGAAAACACUGACCAAUCAGAACACGAGUAUGCCGAUGGAGCGGCCGCGGUAGCGUAUGAGAGCGGCCGUCUAUCGCGUAGCGUACGCUCAACCGACAUACUCGCACUCUGAUUGGUCGGGGUUUUCCGUUAAUAUCUCCUCUACGAAGCCUCGGACAACAUUUUCACUAAGGAAAAAGUUGUUUGAAAUCACCUCCCGAACCACCCUCUUCAAGGUGUUGCAACAUUUUUGGAAAAAUUCUUCUCGUAAAACGUUUUCGUAAAGAACAAGCUUCGAAAUUUCGCACUCGACUACAAUUUAACCUACGCGACAACAGCGCCACGCGAACACGAGUCACGUGACGGUAUUUCAAUCUAGACUCGACCUUUCCCGAAGACCAGAAUUAUUAUGUUAAGUUAAUUAAGUAUAUGCUCUCGGAGUAAUGAAUCGGUAUUCGUUCGUUUAUAUUUAAGAGUUUUCACCGAAUUUUUAGUAUUAGGACACAGAUCGAAUGAAAAUCGAGCGAUGUUGUUCGGACAAAGGGUACCGGGGCCUCGAAACGCAUGCGCGAGACUUUCAGAACGAAUCAUUUUGGCAUAGAAUGAUUGUGUUUGAUCUGAUUUUAUCUGAAGACUUAUACAGAGAGCCAGUUCGAGCAGAUUUUACUUCCCUGAAAUUCUACAAAAUUAGAAUUAAUUAACAUCUUCGAAUAGUAACAGAUUUGCCAGCAAAAAUUAUUUUGCAGAAUGAACAUGCGAAAAGAAAGUAAUGAAUUCGUAUAGACUAAUUAGAUAAAUACGGGAAUAAAUAUGAUAAAAAUGAUGGUCCUUAAAUUUUGAGAACUAUUUUAUACACGUACUGCGUUGGUAUUUUUGCGUAGCUCUUCUUCCUCGGUUGAUAGUAAAAUUAUGAAAACCACGUAUGUACUUUGAGCAAUUGUUUUAAGUAGAAUAUCGAUAACCCAAUACAAGAAAAAGUCUGUUUCUAUUCAUACGAGUGAAAUAUAUGCUCGAAUUGACUCUGUAUCAGAGUUGGGAAACUUUGAUUCUGAACGAAGAAUGAAGCUCACCUAACUCUGUUCUAAUAUACGUCUUUAUUUACUAAUUAGUGGGAAUUUCAAUCAUAAUUUGAUGUAGAAGCGUGCUUAAUCCUAUUAUCUAUCGUUUUUAAUCAAUUUUUAGUGUUAAGUUUUAUUAAAAUUAUAAGAUUUACCUUGAGAUCAGAAUGCCAGCCUUCGAACGACGCCACACUAACUCGGCGAAUGAGCAGCAACACAUUGUUGCCAACCAAGCGAAAGUCUCGCUGUAAGGCGCGAUUAUUCAAAUCGUUCAAAUCAUGAAUAGAACCUUUUCGAACUUCAACUCCGCUGAAAUCAAUCGGAAAAUGAAUAACACAAACUAAUCGCGAACUGAUUUGCUGUCGUUCUACAUAAACAAGACGCACGGAGCAAACCCGUAAGUUAAUAGAAAUUUAACAUACAAUUCAUUAUAAAGUAAUCAAGUAGUGACUGACAUGUUAGACUUUUUUUCAUGAACGUAUACAAGAAAAGUUUUGAAUUUAGCUUAUUAUAAUCUUUUUAGACUUAAUUCUUUUUAUUAAAAGGUAAUUUGUAACCUCUUUUAUGCUUAAAUUUUAAUCGUUUGUAUAAGUUUAGCUACUUCAUUAUUUUAAAGGCGAAUAAAAUAAGUAAAUGAAACGAAAUCUGAAAGGAUUCAAGUUUCUAUCAAAUCUUUAAUAAGAAUUUAAACAUUCGUAUUCGUAUUCAUAAGAUAUUCUGCUUCGAUAAGUAAAUAGGAAAUCGCAUUUUAAAUUCCUGACAGAAAUACGCACUACUCGUAUCUUUAGAAAAUCAUAAUUAUCGCGAAAUUUAAUUUCUGCAAAUACCCACGAAUCGUUCACUUACAUGAUACACGAUGACUGUCUAAUUCGAUUUUCAAAAACACUUGUCGAAGAACGAUUUCUAUAAUCGAUAGCAAAUGAACUUCGACGCAAAUACGCCGAAUAACAUUCGAAUCUGAAAACUUGGAUUAAAAAUAACGAUCCUUGUCGUCGAAGUUCAUUCUUGAAUGACAAUUAAUUACCUUAAGUUAAUAUACACCUUAGAAUUACUCAAGAUGGUGUAAACGUAGCAAAGUUAGUUACAGUAUUUUGAUAAGGCACAAUCCACAAUUUUGUACUUAACGGAGGAAAUUCUUUCGAAGCAUAAUCGAUUAUUUAUAACGUCUUGAAAGCAAUAGUAAUGUACCUAUAUCAUUCACUCAUUACAUAACAUCAUACUACAAUUUUUAUUCAAAGGCCAAAGAGGUCCCUACUCCAGUUAAUAUUUAGUCGAAUGUUUUACGUUUCAAUGAUAUACUACACCGUUUUGCAAUUGCUUUUCAAUAAUUAUAAAAUGUUUUAUGAUUUAAAAAUUUUCCAAUUGCAUUACAUUAGAUAUACAUGAAACCGUAAAAUAGGAAAGUGAUUAUAUAGAAAUGUUUUUCUACACGUUUGCAGUUUUGAUUGUUAUGAUCUGCAUUACCAAACAAACGUAGUUUAUAUUCAUAAUUUUUGUUUUUGCAUUUUCUCUUUCAUAUAUUUUACUAAUUGAAAUAAUUUCUACUUUUUAAAAAUGUGUAACACUAACAUCUUGAAAAUUGCACUUGAUUUCUACUAUAAAUAAUUUGAACAAUCAAUAAGAUUCUAAAUGCUAUCGAGGUUUUAAGGAAGCGUGUAGAAAAUAGUACAGGCAAUGUAUUCGUAUGCAGUAUUUCACUUAAUAUUUAAUACACAGGAGGGGUAAAUUAUCUAUAGUUGUACAACGAUUAUCGAUGUUAUCAUUUUUAAUAAAAGUAAGUGAUGUUGCAGAAAA